Drosophila subobscura is the source of this 1143-nucleotide messenger RNA. RefSeq lists its product as uncharacterized. The record is from RefSeq and is a predicted model, not a curated record. NCBI's taxonomy places the organism in Eukaryota, Metazoa, Arthropoda, Insecta, Diptera, Drosophilidae. The coding region runs from base 299 to 1114 and encodes 271 amino acids. The transcript has 6 exons.
UUGACAGCGUCAACGGCUCUGAUUGUUUUCGCUCACACAUUUCAACAAUAGUUUCGAUUCAACCGCUCGCACGUAAGGUAUCGGUAUCCGUCAACGGCACAAAGUUCGAAUAUGAUGUCACGUUACAUACAUACGUACUUAUAGACAUCGUUAUAAAACUGCUUAAGGUGCAAGUGUCAGCUACAUUUUGACCUCGGAUUGCUAAAGCAAAGUAGAAGAAGCAAAACUAAUAAUAAUUGAGUUAAUCAAUAUAAGCAACAGCAAAGCGGACUGAAAAGAGCCUCGCCGAUUUAUUAAAAUGUAUGUGGUUAGACUUAUAAUGUGCAUUACGUUCAUGGCGGCUUUGGUUGAUGUUGUUACGCCACGUGAUGAACCUAAGCAGGAAAAAUCAUUCAGGUCCCACGCUAUUUCAAAAAAUGUGAGUAAUGAGGAUGACUUUGAAAAGGAUGAUAUCGGCUGGACUAAUAUAAACGAAGAGGUGGAUGUUGUAACACCAAUGGUCCUAUUGCAUCUGCAAAAGCUAGGCAUAGAACAUUUGCAGUUGCCUGACAUGAAAGAGAGUAUAUCAGUAAAACCCCUGUUCAUCACCUAUGAGGCGGGUCUCCAUUUGACUAAUGGGAUAGUCUAUAACCUAUAUGGUAUAGCGAGACAUGGGGACGCAUUCAUGACGUAUGAAGGCAAAUCGUUCCUCAGCAGAUUUUACUUAAAAAUAAAUAAACUUCAGUUCGAAUAUAACUUUUUCCUAAAACUGAUGGCAAUUGAAGGAUACGGCAAAGUUAUGGGUUCGUUGGACAAUACAGUCGUGUAUGCUGAGUUAGCUGUAAAUGUCAUCAACUCCAAGCUUCAUCUUCACGAUUUUCGUAUAAUGGAGUUCAGUAAUAUCCAUGUUCAACUGGACCAGGCUCGGUUGAUAAGACAGCUGACUGGAAUUAUACUAAGCCCUAUAACAAAUUUUUUUAAAGAUCGCAUAACCACCUCCAUAGCAGAUGGACUUAAAGAUCAAAUGCAGUCGGUGAUGGAUGAUUUUAACAACGAGGAUCCGUUACAGCUACGUGAAUUUACCAAAAAAUUGUUAUCUGGCAUAACUGGAAAUACACCAGAAGAAAUUGAUUAGUUCUGCUUAUGUGAAAUAAAUGUUUAAGA